This is a messenger RNA of Drosophila erecta, 693 nucleotides long. RefSeq lists its product as uncharacterized. The transcript is spliced from 2 exons. The coding region runs from base 1 to 123 and encodes 40 amino acids. NCBI's taxonomy places the organism in Eukaryota, Metazoa, Arthropoda, Insecta, Diptera, Drosophilidae. The record is from RefSeq and is a predicted model, not a curated record.
AUGACGGAGGAAAUAACCGGCGAUUGGAGCUACUACGUGUAUAUAUCGCUGACGCUGGUUCCAGUCUAUUUGGCAUUUCGGCUCAUUAAGUCACUGGGCUGGCAGCUCUUCGUCAACAACUGAGCAAACAUCUGUGACCCGAAACUGAAGCUGAAGCUGGAGCUAUAUAUGUGGCUCAAACUGAAACUGAAGUUGCAGCCGUCAUCAGGGGAAUCCGUCGUCGUGGGAAAAGGAAUAGUCGAGCGGCCAAAGUCGUUGAGGUGCGUAGUCACUUGAGGUUGCCAGUCAGAAGCGGUCGAGUGCCGAAAGUCGAGUGUCGAUAGUCGAGUGCCAAACAUUCAAAGUUGCAGCGAAUACCAGCGAAAAGGAAGCGUGCUAUCAGUGUAUAUAUAUUUUGUAAGAAUGCAAUAAAUGGAAAGCCAGGACUAGAAGACGGCAGCACGAGAAGAGUGGUAUAAAGGGGAACCUGCAGCAGCUGCUAGGAUUGCCAGGACUGUCAGGACAGCAAGGACUGCCAGGAUCGUGUUGUGUUGUGCUGCGUUGUUGGCCAAGCCGCGUUGUUGUUGCUGCUUCUGGCUGGCCAAAAAGGAGCAAACAAAAGGCGAGGCGAUGCAAAGCAAUCAACGUCAUAAGCAGGAGCAGCAGCAGGACCAGAACCAGAACCAGCACCACAAACAGAAACAGGAACAGAGA